GGAAGCGCGGGAAAGCCUGUCAGCUGUAAUAAAAUUCCGCAUAGUUUUACGCAAAACCGAAUUGUACACAAAACGCAAACUUAAUUAAUUCAACGACAAAUAACUCUUUGAAUAUAAAUUCUAAACGUAGGAAACCAAAAACCUUUGAUAUUUACGACGUGAGCCGCUAGUAUUUUUUUAUCAGCGCACGCAAUCCAACAGAAGGAGCACAAAAAAAGUCCGCCGCUUGCAGCGUCUGAGAAAAAAGGCUGAAAGUCUCGCAGUCUCCCAAAGAACAGCAGAGUCCCAAAAGUACAGUCAUGGCCAAGGUGCAUAUCACAAACGUUGUGGUGCUGGACAACCCCAGCAGCUUCUUCAAUCCCUUCCAGUUCGAACUGACAUUUGAGUGCAUCGAGGAGCUGAAGGAGGAUCUCGAAUGGAAAAUGAUCUACGUGGGCUCGGCAGAGUCCGAGGAGCAUGACCAAGUACUGGACACCAUUUACGUCGGCCCCGUGCCCGAGGGUCGUCACAUAUUCGUCUUCCAGGCCGAUCCGCCAGAUGUUAGCAAAAUUCCGGAACAGGAUGCUGUUGGCGUCACCAUUGUGCUGCUGACCUGCUCGUAUCGCGGGCAGGAGUUUGUGCGUGUUGGCUACUACGUGAACAACGACUAUGGGGAGCAGGAGAUGCGCGAGAAUCCGCCCACCAAGCCCCUGUUCGACAAGCUUACGCGCAACAUACUCGCCAGCAAGCCGCGCGUCACCCGCUUCAAGAUCAACUGGGACUAUGGCCACACCAAUGGCAAUGGCAAUGGAUUGCCAGAGAACAACGGUCACACAGAUGAAAUGAUGAUUGACGGACCAUCCACAUCGCAGGUGGCACAGGCAGGUGCCCAGGAGCAAGAGCAGCAGGAGCCGCAGCAACCGGAUGAUGACAAUAGCCUGGCCAUGCCCAUUGAAAAUGGCAUCAAGGCACUCAACGAGAAUUCCAAUUCUCUGGCAAUGGAAUGUUGAGAGGCAGUCCAACUGCAACAAACAC
Drosophila guanche is the source of this 1014-nucleotide messenger RNA. RefSeq names its product histone chaperone asf1 (gene asf1). The transcript has a single exon. The coding region runs from base 300 to 989 and encodes 229 amino acids. NCBI's taxonomy places the organism in Eukaryota, Metazoa, Arthropoda, Insecta, Diptera, Drosophilidae. Gene Ontology annotation, cellular component: nucleus. The record is from RefSeq and is a predicted model, not a curated record. Gene Ontology annotation, biological process: nucleosome assembly; DNA replication-dependent chromatin assembly; nucleosome disassembly. Gene Ontology annotation, molecular function: histone binding.